CUGGCCUUUCAAUGGAAGAAAGUGCUAGAUUUGUCAGUGUUGUAUAAUAUAACCAAUUCUCAGUGUCCAUAUUUGUUUUGGAACGAUCGGAAUUGUCUUCAUUUAUUGUGAGAGACAGAACUGGCGUCAAACAUGCGUAAAAAUCAACGCUGUCCAAGCAGGGAACCGCCGAGAAAGGAAUUAUCGCCGCUCAUCUGAGGCCAAUCUCGAUUAUUUUUGUCAAAUAAGGAAACAUAACAUAGCUAGCUAGCUAACGUUAGCUCCGUAGAUAGCUAGGUUAACGACAUAUCUUCACACAAAAGCAGAAUCUAGCAGAUAAUCAAGAUUGGAUCUACAUUCGCACAACAGCAGGAAAACCUAUAGGCAGCAAUGGGUGCAUUCCUGGACAAGCCGAAGACGGAGAAACAUAGUGCCCACGGUGAGGGCAAUGGGCUGCGCUAUGGCCUGAGCUCCAUGCAGGGCUGGCGAGUGGAAAUGGAGGACGCCCACACGGCUGUGGUGGGCCUCCCCCAUGGACUCACCGACUGGUCCUUCUUUGCUGUCUACGAUGGCCACGCAGGCUCCCGGGUGGCCAACUACUGUUCCGGCCACCUGCUGGAGCACAUCUUGUCGGGAGGCGCCGACUUCGGUUCAGGACCCGGCUCCGUGGAGGGCGUGAAGGACGGCAUCCGCUCGGGCUUCCUGAACAUUGACGAGUACAUGCGCAGCUUCUCUGACCUGCGGCAGGGCCUGGACCGCAGCGGAUCGACGGCCGUGUGCGUGUUGCUCAGCCCGACCCACCUCUACUUCAUUAACUGCGGCGACUCGCGGGCCGUGCUGAGUCGAGACAGCAAGGUGGGCUUCUCCACCCAGGACCACAAGCCCUGCAACCCCCGCGAAAAGGAGCGCAUCCAGAAUGCUGGCGGCUCGGUCAUGAUCCAGAGGGUAAACGGCUCCCUGGCUGUGUCCCGGGCCCUGGGGGACUACGACUACAAAUGUGUGGACGGUAAAGGUCCCACGGAGCAGCUAGUGAGCCCUGAGCCCGAGGUGUGCGUGUUGGAGCGGGCGGCCGAAGGAGACGAGUUUGUGGUGCUGGCGUGCGACGGAAUCUGGGACGUCAUGUCCAACGAGGAGCUGUGUGAGUUUGUUCGCUCUCGACUGCUGGUGUGUGAUGACCUGGAGAAGGUCUGUAACUCAGUGGUGGACACCUGUCUGCACAAGGGGAGCAGGGACAAUAUGAGCGUGGUGCUGGUGUGUUUACCCGGAGCUCCCAAGAUCUCCGAGGAGGCUGUGAAGAAGGAAGAGGAAUUGGAUAAAUACCUGGAAGCCCGUGUUGAGGAGCUUCUGGGGAACGGUGGGGAGGCUGGAGUCCCUGACCUGGUGUCUGUCCUAAGGAGCAUUGCCACAGAGAACAUCCCCAACCUUCCACCUGGUGGAGGCCUGGCCAGCAAGCGGAGUGUGAUCGAGGCGGUGUACAACAAGCUGAACCCUCACAGAGAAGAGGAAGGGAGUGCCGGCGAGCUCGAUGACCCCUGGUAGCCGUGGCAACGACCCCCCUCCCCCUCCCCCGUCUCCUCCUGGUGAUCUGUGCAUCCACCCAGAGGAGGAGUGUCUCUCCAUUGCGCCAUGUCUUUCUCCACUAAAAGAGGACAUGUGGUGUGUGCUGGAGUGCGUGAGUGUGCGUAUGUUGGUUGUGCAUGUGUGUGUGCGUGCCCGUGCGUGCGUGUGUGUGUGCGCGCGCACGCGUGUGUGUGUGUGUGUACAGCAGUGGGACAAAGACGACAACGACGACAACUACACACACACACGCAUACUGCUUUAAACCUGGAGGAAAAAAAAAAACAGAAUCACUUUUCAGAAAUGUCAAGAUUUUAUGAACUGAAGCAUUGUGAUGGUAGAGAUGAUUUUUACCAUUGAGGUGUUUUUUUUUUGUUUUGUUUUUGUUUUUUUUCUUUUCUUGAAUGUUGACAUUGAACAUUUGACUUCACAAUGACAUGAGGACCUAUCGUGUGCGUGUGUUUGUGCGUGCGAGAGAGAGAGUUUGUGUGUGAGAGUGUUUCAAGGAGGGCCAAGAGGAGACAGAUGGUGGAUAAAGACUUUGUAUGUAA
Stegastes partitus (bicolor damselfish) is the source of this 2087-nucleotide messenger RNA. It is a transcript of the gene ppm1bb, whose product is annotated as protein phosphatase, Mg2+/Mn2+ dependent, 1Bb. The transcript has 6 exons. NCBI's taxonomy places the organism in Eukaryota, Metazoa, Chordata, Actinopteri, Pomacentridae. Gene Ontology annotation, biological process: protein dephosphorylation. The coding region runs from base 370 to 1518 and encodes 382 amino acids. Gene Ontology annotation, molecular function: manganese ion binding; protein serine/threonine phosphatase activity; magnesium ion binding. The record is from RefSeq and is a predicted model, not a curated record.